GGUUGUGAAUGAACCAACUGACAUGCACUGUCCUGUUGUGGAGAUGUCAACACGUUCUAAGCUUAGCUGCUUGAGUUGGAACAAGUAUGCUAAGAAUCAUAUAGCAAGUAGUGACUAUGAAGGAAUAGUAACUGUUUGGGAUGUGACAACCCGGCAGUCCCUAAUGGAAUAUGAAGAGCAUGAGAAGAGGGCUUGGAGUGUUGAUUUCUCAUGCACAGAACCAUCAAUGCUUGUAUCCGGAAGUGAUGAUUGUAAGUAUGCUGUAUCAGGUAGUGCCAGGAAGUGUCUUUCCAUUGUCAACCCACUCAUAAUCACCAAAAGUGUGCCUGUUGUAACUCACUCAACGUAAUCUUGAAUUGAACCAGUUUGGGUGAUUUGUUAAUGUUACUUAUGCUUGAUUCAAAAUGAUAAUAUCCCCCCUCCUUUGGCUGGGUAAGUGCAAGUACGAGGAAUAAGGUACAGUUUCACUGAAACUUUCACCUGAAUGUUGUCCUUCCACUUUUUUCUUUGAGAGAAAAUGAGAUGAUUCACAAUAGUAAGUCGUUGACAUGUCGAGCAUAACAAAUCCUUAUUAAGUAAUGGUUUUUUAAGGGGGCCAGCUUAGGGGCCAGGCCUCUCUCUGACCUGAUAACUAAUUUAGCCUCCCGCUCAGCUCUAUCAACAGGCCUUUUCUUUUCCAAUACUUAAUAAGGUCUCUCAUGGCCAGAUUUUUAUUGCAGCCUUCUCUACCAUAAAAUUCGACCUUUAGGGUCAACCCGCA
Messenger RNA from Carica papaya (papaya), 760 nucleotides. The record is from RefSeq and is a predicted model, not a curated record. Lineage: Eukaryota; Viridiplantae; Streptophyta; Magnoliopsida; Brassicales; Caricaceae.